AUGGCGGCCCCCAACAUCGACAUUAUAGCGGCGUCGCUCAGGAGCUGCUCCCUCGCUAGGGGGGCGGUUUCCUCGCCGGAGCCGCCUCCGUUCCGCCCAAUCGGGGUGGAUCUGCCGAGCGAGGGAUCCACCGGCGGCGCAGUCGUCGAAGCCGCAGACACCACCCUGGAAUUAAAUUCCGAGGUCGCCCUUCCCUAUCACUGGGAGCAGUGUCUCGACUUGAAGGUUCGACCAUCUCGCUCUUCUUUAAUGCUUCUCUCACCUCUCAAUCAUGUCAUCAAGAAAGCUCGAAUGUAGGACCAACAGGAAUCCCUCCGACACAAGACCCUCCUCCCGGAUUUAAUGCCCUCUUGUCCUCCGCCUACCUAGAGGGGAGGAGGGGAUCUUCACGUCGCAAUCGCCUUCCCCUUCUGCCCUGUUUUCCUUUAGAUCUCUCUUCUAUCCUUCUCCUGUCCUGCUGUCUAUGGAAGCCCGUGGUGACCUGACGGAGUCGCCGCUUGGUUUCUUCUUCUCGUCCUCCCCACUUGGAUCUGUGUCGGCGGCGGCUUCUCAGCUCUUUCUGUGUUUUUUUCUCUUCUGGGUUCGGAAACCGGUGAGAAGCUCGAGGACAUGAGGUUUUGGGGGGUUUUCUGCCGUCCCCCCUCCGUUUCCAUCUUCUCUGUCAAUCGCCGGCCGGUGAAAUUCUCGCGUCUCAUCCUGCACCACUCCGGGUUGAUUUCUGACAGCUCCAUUGUCUCGUACAGACAGGGAAGAUCUACUACAUAAACUGGAGCACAGGGGCGAAAUCCAUGGAGGAUCCGCGGAAGUUCGCCGGAUUCCGCGACAGGUACUACUCCGACGAGGAUGAGGAGGAGGAGGACGGCGACGAUGCUGAUGACGAGAACGACGGCGUGGAGGACGACGACGACGGCGGGGACAGCUCGGAGGACUCCGCGACCACCGACAGCGACGACAACGGCAACUGCUCCUCCGCCUUCUCGUCCUCCUCCUCGGCCUCCUCGCGGGACACCAUCGAGCGAGGCUGCGGCGCCGGCGGCUGGCGCGGCGGCGUCGCCGCCGGAGGGUCGGUGCUCGUCGCAGCGGGGUGCCGCGUCUGCAUGAUGUAUGUGAUGAUACCGAAGCGGGAGGAGGAGUGCCCCCGUUGCGGUGGCCACGUCCUGCACUUCAGCCGGAGCGGCGACAGGUGA
Spirodela intermedia is the source of this 1187-nucleotide messenger RNA. Lineage: Eukaryota; Viridiplantae; Streptophyta; Magnoliopsida; Alismatales; Araceae. The record is from the annotation of a GenBank genome assembly.